Messenger RNA from Effrenium voratum, 1180 nucleotides. The record is from the annotation of a GenBank genome assembly. NCBI's taxonomy places the organism in Eukaryota, Dinophyceae, Suessiales, Symbiodiniaceae.
UCGCUAUUUUACUCCAACGUAAACCGUUCGCUUUUCCUUACAGGAAGAGUUAUGAUUGCUCGAGCCGCCUUCCUGCUAGCGGCGCUGUGUGCCUCGCUGCUUCAAGCAGCAGUUGGUGACUGCGUCGGUGGCAGUUGCGAGGCGGCGGCGGCUGGCCGGGUCUUGUUGCAGCGCAAGCAAGAGGCGAAGACGGUGGUGCAGCAAGAGGAGGCUCAGCAGCAUCGCCGAAAUCGCCGGGUGCGUCGCGUGGACCCGGGGCACACGGCGGCGGCGGCCGCGUGGGUGGCGACGCCCUUCUCGGAUUGCGUGCAGUGCCCCGCUGGCUCUCUGCAGAUCCGCAGCGUGCAUUGCCUCCGCAUCUUCGACGGCGCUGCGGUGGCGGAGACGCUCUGCGCGGCCUAUCCCAAGCCAGCCGCGACGAAGAGCUGCGACUGUGCGGAGUUGCCGUGCAACGCGAACCUGACGCAGAUGUGCGUGGCGCCCCAAGGCGGUGGGGACGAGGACUUGGACGUGGACUUCCUGGACCUCGGGUGCUACGAGCGCGUGGCGGGCCACGCUGCGCCGGCGCCGCAGGCGCCGCCGUCGGCCUACGACUUCAGCUGCAUGAGCUACACUGGCGCUGUCCCGUGCAAGAGCGGAGUGCCUUUCUACUCUAUGAGGAGCAACUCCAUGAAUCCGCCGAUGUGCUACGAGUUUUGCACCGGUAAGGGUCUGGACAUCUUCGCGCUGGUGGACGACGUGGAGUGCCGCUGCGGUGCCAGCGCGGUGAACCAAAACGCCCGGGCGCACCAGGUGGACAGUCAGCACUUGGACUUCAACCUUGCGGCCCUGACUUUGAAGCAGAGCGACAUGGGCAUGUGCCCCCUGCGGGUCUACCGCUACGCAGGCCACUACGAGGAGGGCGGGGUGCCCUACGCGCAGACGCAGCUUCUGGAGGAGGACGAGACCUAUUUGAAGAGCAUCUUCUCAGGGCAUUUGGUGACCCACCUGGAGGAUGCGGCCGAGGGCACGAAGACGGUGCCGCCCACGCCGGAGCCUUCCCUGGCGCAGGGCGAGCAGACCCCCGAGGGCUACACCCGGAACUGCUGGCCCGACAACUGCGGCCCGGGCCGCGGGCCGUGGGAGGACCGGGUCUCCGCGACGCCGGCCGGGGUCUGGGAGCGGUACCACGAGUAUGUGG